CGCUCGGCUUUGCCCUUCUAGGUUCCCGAGCUUAAGCUUCUGGGCUCUGCGGAGGACGGGUAGUAUGGUCCUAGGAUGCGAGGGUCAUUUCCUUCCGGGCGGGGGUCAAAUCCUCGGGAAUCCGAGACAUCUCGUCCAGCCAGCUGCCCCAAACGGGGCGCAGGCCGUUGUCACCAGUCUAGGAGACUCCAGAGAACCGCCACGCCGUCCCUCUCGGGUGCGGAAAGCCAGCUUCCCCUGGCCCGUUGAGAAGGUUCCUGGCUAUCCACCGGACCGAAGCAUUUGAGGGCAGGAGCCGCGCCAAGCAUGCGGGAUAGACCAGUGGAGAGCACUUUGUUCUGACUGCCUGUCCUCCCCACCCAGACCGAGACUCGGCGCCGCACACUCCCCCCGGGGGGGUCGGGGGGGGGGCGGUGCAGUCACGUGCACCCCACACUUGCGCUCACAAGCGCGCAAGGCUCUCGCUCUCCGCCCCGCACACCUGCGCUCCGCCCCCUGGUCCCGGGCUGGCGACCGGCGAAGGCAUUUGGGAACCUAGAUCGGCUGCGGCGGCGCCCCCCACCCCCAUCUCCUUCCCCUUUCCACAGCCAGAGUUGUCCGGAGCCAGCCGCCGCUCCCAACUAGCCCGCAUCCCUCUUCAUCCUUCCCUCCCCCUGCCUGCCGCGGCACCGGUAUCUGCAGCCGGAGCCCGGAGCCGGUGAGGCGGCGAAGGGGGGAGGGGGAGGAAGCAAGGGAUGAGCGCCGGGAGGGCGUCGGGGGCCCUGAGCCGGACUAGGACGUCCCUGGAGCCGGAACCGGAGCCGGAGCCGGAGCCAGAACCAAACCACCGGUACCGAGUGGGCCAGGUGGUGAGGAUGGGAGGAACCGAAAGGGGUGGCGUUGUGCGGGCAUACAGGCAGGGGAGGGGGUUGCAGAGGCCUGGCUCAGGCCGGCGCGGAGGAGGUGCGGACGCUGACUCAGGCGCGAUUCUUGCGCCGGCCGCCUGAGAAUUCCGUCCCAUCUCGCUCUGCAGUGUCCUUGGGAGGGACGGAAGCGCAGGACAAGCUGGAAAGGGGAACGCUCUGGGCGUCGGGGAAGCAGGAUCAGGGUCGUGGAAGAGGGCUUGCGCAGCCGCCGUCUGGCACCCUUGCCCCGGACCAGCACCCCUGGCACGGACAGCUCCUUGGUUGGGUAGGGGGGUGGGGCGGGACCUCAGAGGCUUGUCGGUUUCGGGUCCUGAGGACCGAAUUCCUAUCCCUCCCCCAGUCCCUAGCUGCAGCCCCUAACCCCAGGAGGCUCCCUGGCCCGCGCUCGCCCCCCAGGGCCUCAUGUCGGAACCACAGCCAGACCUGGAGCCGCCCCAACAUGGGCUAUACAUGCUCUUCCUGCUUGUGCUGGUCUUCUUCCUCAUGGGCCUCGUAGGCUUCAUGAUCUGCCACGUGCUCAAGAAGAAGGGCUACCGCUGCCGCACGUCGAGGGGCUCGGAGCCUGACGAUGCCCAGCUCCAGCCCCCUGAGGACGAUGACAUGAAUGAGGACACCGUAGAGAGGAUUGUUCGCUGCAUCAUCCAAAAUGAAGCCAAUGCUGAGGCCUUGAAGGAGAUGCUGGGGGACAGUGAAGGAGAAGGGACAGUGCAGCUGUCCAGUGUGGAUGUUACCUCCAGCCUGCAAGAUGGAGCCCCUUCCCAUCAUCACACAGUGCAUCUGGGCUCUGCAGCCCCUUGCAUCCACUGCAGCCGCAACAAGAGGCCCCCACUUGUCCGCCAGGGACGCUCCAAGGAAGGAAAGAGCCGCCCCCGGCCUGGAGAGACCACCGUGUUCUCUGUGGGCAGGUUCCGGGUGACACACAUUGAGAAACGCUAUGGACUACAUGAGCAUCGUGAUGGCUCUCCCACGGACAGGAGCUGGGGGUCUGGUGGAGGGCAGGACACAGGGGGUAGUCAGGGGUCUGCGGGAGGGCAGCCCAGGGCAGGGAUACCUGCCACUGAGAGUGUGCCCCCUGAGAGGCCACAGCCCCUGGGCCUCGCCAGUCCCCCAAUACAGAACGGAGGUCUCAGGGAUGGCAGCCUAGUCCCUUGUGCACUUGAGGGGAACCCUAGAGCCUCUGCAGAGCCCAUGCUAGGGGCUGGAAGGAAGGGCCCAAGCCCAGGACUGGCCAGUCGAGAGGCAAUUGGACAGCCAAGCAAACUGGACACCUCAGAUCACCAGGUGUCCCCACCACGGGGAGCAGGGGGUGUGUGAGGCUCCUUCUUCAUUGUGCUGAUGGGACUACGAGCUGGCAGGGCCAGGGGGUGGGUGGGCAUAAAGGAGCUCCUUUCCACUGGACAGCACUGCUCCCCAGCUGA
Molecule: messenger RNA, 2323 nt
Organism: Mirounga angustirostris (Northern elephant seal)
Lineage: Eukaryota; Metazoa; Chordata; Mammalia; Carnivora; Phocidae
Gene: RELL2
Product: RELT like 2
Exons: 7
Coding region: 1308-2219 (303 amino acids)
Biological process (GO): positive regulation of cell-substrate adhesion; positive regulation of p38MAPK cascade
Source: RefSeq, a predicted model, not a curated record